Messenger RNA from Lagenorhynchus albirostris (white-beaked dolphin), 4962 nucleotides. RefSeq names its product kelch like family member 36 (gene KLHL36). The record is from RefSeq and is a predicted model, not a curated record. NCBI's taxonomy places the organism in Eukaryota, Metazoa, Chordata, Mammalia, Artiodactyla, Delphinidae. The coding region runs from base 3176 to 4807 and encodes 543 amino acids. The transcript has 4 exons. Gene Ontology annotation, molecular function: cullin family protein binding.
UGCGAUUCAUGAAUGACCUCGAGUUAUUACUACACGCUCAGAAGUCCUGUUCUUGUCGCAGGGCUGCGAUCUUGUUUAUGAUGGAGGGAAGCCGGCAGACGCGAGUGUCUCGGCCGUCCAAGAUCAGCGAAUCCUCAAAGACAUUGAACACACCCAGUUAAAGAACAUUAUCAAACCCUUCCAGCCCCUACAAUCAAGACAGCCACUCGCCCAGCUUCCAGCCCUGCAGUUUUGCCUGCCCUUGAACUUAUAUACGUGGAGUCGGGGUGGGUCCCCUGGGUGCCUGGCUCGUUACUCUUGUCACCCUGCCUCUGAGGUUCAGCCUGGUUGCUGCACGUGCGGGUAGAUCGUGCCCUUCUCGGAGCUGUGGAGUCUUCCAUUGUGUGGCGGCCGCUGUUCAUUUAUCUGCUCUAAAAUGUGUUGAUCCACUUUGAUGCUGAAUUCUUUUUUAUUUUUAAUUAUUUUAUUUAUUUAUUUAUUUGGCCAUGCCGCGCAGCUUGCAGGAUCUUAGUUCCCCGACCGGGGAUCGAACCCGUGCCCCCUGUAGUGGAAUCACGGAGUCCUAACCACUGGACCGCCAGGGAAGUCCCUGAGUUCUUUUCUAAUAUAAGAUACCCCAUACCUGCUUUCCACCCAGUGUUAGAUCCUGAGUUUCUUCACCUGAUUAAGGUGCUAAAGUAAGAAACAAAGGAAUGAACAGGGUUAAUACCACUGGAGAAUGUUGCAGGUUGGAGUUUCUAAAUUAUAUGAAAUGUUGCAACUCAGUUACUGAUGCCAGUUUAACGUUGGGAAGUCACGUUUGUCUGUUUUUAGUUCUGGUCUCUGCUGCUGUACUAAAUAACCAGAAAUGGGCUGUAGUCAAGACCCAGGUAAAGAAUUAAACUUGCCCGUUUAGCCUGGAGACCCAGCUGUAGAAACAGUGGCUGCCGUCCCCCCUGCCCUGGCUCGCUGCAGCAGGUGGCUCCCCUGGUAGCUGUCAUCUGGGGCUCUCCCCAGUCCCCGCCCCUCCCCAGGGCUGUUUCCCUUUUCACGCGGUAGCCUGGGGGCGUGUGUGCCCCUUUUUAAGCGGGGUAAUUCCAGCACCCUCACCAGCUUGGAAACAACCAGGAGCCCAUGGUGGGCUGACAGCCCACCUGAUGCCCCUCACUUGCUUCUCUAGGACACUAGCCUUCACUGUUACUCGGUAGCUUGCCGCUGUAGUGCCUUUUUCAUUGCCUGCCUUCAGUCCGCACCCAAGAGGGGCCCCAAGCCAAUAUGUGUUGAAGCCCAGACCAGGCCAGCCUGGCUCUCUCUGAAUAACCAGGAUAGAGGGAGAUACCUGUGUAUAUGGACCUUCAGGAAACCAUCCUGUAAUGUAAGGUAGGAGAGCUUGGCUCUGUAAACUGGGAAGGGAAGGAAGCUUUAGGGAACGUCUGUUUGGUACCCUCAGAAUGUGAGGACAUUGCCCGAGACUGUUGCACAGACAGAGCGAUUGAUGUGGGAAUUGGCUGGACAGGGAAGAACCACGGGAAAUAAAGUGCCCCAAUUACUAAUGCAUCGGAGGCGGUAAGGAGCAGAUUUGGAAGGGAAGAAAAAACCACCCCCCUGCCGUAGGACACAUGUUGAGAAGUAACCCAGAAGGACCUGUGCACCAGUCACCCAGCUGCUCACACCUGCUGAGCCCUCACCCACCUGUCUUCCUUUCCACCACCACUUCCCCUCGGGCUUAACGCCUGCCCCGCCCCUUUCCCCAGUCCUCCCUGAAUCGCCCUGCUACCUAGUUGGUAUUUCUGAAUGGUCUGUUUUUCCAUAUGUUGAAUUUUUUUGUUGUUUUUAUAGGGAAUAAAUAAAGCAGUGUGAAAUAUCCUAAUUAGUUCUUCCAGGGCAUAGAAACCGUUGUCUGGGUCUGAUUUUUCUUUGCAUCUUCAAAAGCCCAGGGCAGGCAGAUAACAGUCAAGCAAUGUCCACCAACCUGAAUUUAUUGAAUUAAUUCCUAUUAACUAUUCAUAUUAAUAGAUUCGUUAAUUCCCGUGUAGCGUGGUGAUUAAAGGUUUGGGCUCUGGGAUCAGACGUAGGUUCAAAUCCCAGCCCCGCCCCUCAGUCCCUGUGGGACUUUGGGCAAGUUCCUUAGUCUCUCUGAAGCUCACUUUUCCUCCUCUGGAAUAAGGGGGUUACAACUGACGUUCCGUUGGAGGGUUCCUGGGAUGCUCAAAUGAGAGUGUGCAGGCGAGUGCACAGUGCGGUCUGCGGCACAUACAGCUCCCGGGAAAAGACAGCGUUCCUGCAAUUUACAUACAUUUUCUGGCAAUGACUGUUGAAGCCGUGUCUCUGAAAGUAAGAUUCCCCAGAGCACGUUAGUCUGGAUAUAUUGCAGAGUCUCUGGGACCCUCUAGCUCCCUGGACUGGUCUCUGUAGCAUAGCUGUCGGCACCGCGACUCCGUGGGAACUGACGGUCACAGCUGCUGACUUUGCUCCCGCUGUCCCCGGGCCAGCUCUGCGCUAUGUUCUGGCUCAUGACCCCUCCCCCGCACCAAACCUGGGGAGACCAGGAGCCGAGGCUCAGAGGCUGCUCGGGACUCCCCCAGGUCACACAGCUGCAGAGCAGUGGCGCUGGGGUUCCACCGGCUCCUGUCCGACUUGAGAGGCCACGCCCCAGGCAACUUCACCUCCCGAUAGGACAGCGUUUCCGAACCUAUGUGCCGUGACCCACACACACUAAGGAGGAAAGAGACAGGGAAGGAAGGGAACUUUGGGGAACCCUGUUUACAAAGAAGGAGGAGAGAGGGAAAACGAAACAAAGGGAAAAAGAAAGAUUGAGUUAAAAUUUUUAUUUGUAAAGAAGGGAGGAAAUAUACAAACAUAUGCACACGUACAGGGAAACACCCUGACUUUCUGCGAGGUGCUCUGACACCUUGUUGCCUGUUCUCUCAUUCCACUGUAUGUCAGUGCUGGUCGCGUAGCGCUAGCUGGGCCGCUGCGGUGUGGGGGCGGGUUGGCGGCCCCCUCCCCUCCUGACGCGCGCUCUCCACCGCCACCGCAGGCGUACCGCUGGGCCGACCACUCAAGCACGGUGCUGCAGCGGCUGAACGAGCAGCGCCUGCGCGGCCUCUUCUGCGACGUGGUCCUGGUGGCCGACGAGCAGCGCGUGCCAGCCCACCGCAACCUGCUGGCAGUGUGCAGCGACUACUUCAACUCCAUGUUCACCCUCGGCAUGCGCGAGGCCUUCCAGAAGGAGGUGGAGCUGAUCGGCGCCUCCUACGUCGGGCUCAAGGCCGUGGUGGACUUCCUGUACGGCGGGGAGCUGGUGCUGGACGGUGGCAACAUCGACUACGUCCUGGAGACAGCCCACCUGCUGCAGAUCUGGACGGUGGUGGACUUCUGCUGCGAGUACCUGGAGCAGGAGGUGAGCGAGGACAAUUACCUGUACCUGCAGAAGCUGGCCUCCAUCUACAGCCUCAGGCGGCUGGACGCCUUCCUUGACGGCUUCAUCCUCAGCCGCUUCGGCACGCUGUCCUUCACACCCGACUUCCUGCAGAACGUCUCCGUGCAGAAGCUGUGCGCCUACCUGGGCAGCAGCCAGGUGCAGCGGGAGUGCGAGCACGACCUGCUGCAGGCGGCCCUGCAGUGGCUGACGCAGCGGCCCGAGCGCGAGGCCCACGCCUACCAGGUGCUGGAGAACAUCCACUUCCCGCUCAUCCCCAAGAACGACCUGCUGCACCGCGUCAAGCCGGCCGUGUGCUCACUGCUGCCCCGCGAGGCCAACUGCGAGGGCUUCAUCGAGGAGGCCGUGCGCUACCACAACAGCCUGGCGGCCCAGCCGGUCAUGCAGACCAAGCGCACGGCCCUCCGCACCACCCAGGAGUGCCUGCUGUUUGUGGGCGGCGAGGUCUCCGAGCGGUGUCUGGAGCUCAGCGACGACACCUGCUACCUGGACGCCCAGAGCGAGCAGUGGGUCAAGGAGACGCCCCUGCCGGCCCGGCGGAGCCACCACUGCGUCGCCGUGCUGGGGGGGUUCAUCUUCAUCGCUGGCGGCAGCUUCUCGCGGGACAACGGAGGGGAUGCGGCAUCCAAUCUUCUUUAUAGGUAUGACCCCCGCUGUAAACAGUGGAUCAAGGUGGCCUCCAUGAACCAGCGCCGCGUGGAUUUCUACUUGGCCUCCAUCGAAGACAUGCUGGUGGCCGUCGGCGGCCGGAAUGAGAAUGGAGCUCUCUCGUCGGUAGAAACCUACAGUCCCAAGACCGACUCCUGGUCCUAUGUGGCCGGCUUGCCAAGGUUCACGUACGGCCACGCGGGCACCAUCUACAAAGACUUUGUGUACAUCUCAGGGGGCCACGACUACCAGAUCGGCCCCUACCGCAAGAACCUGCUGUGCUACGACCACCGGACAGACGUGUGGGAAGAACGGCGGCCCAUGACCACGGCGCGUGGCUGGCACAGCAUGUGCAGCCUGGGGGACAGCAUCUACUCCAUCGGCGGCAGCGACGACAGCCUCGAGUCCAUGGAGCGCUUCGACGUGCUGGGCGUGGAGGCCUACAGCCCGCAGUGCAACCAGUGGACCCGCGUGGCACCACUGCUGCACGCCAAUAGCGAGUCGGGGGUGGCCGUGUGGGAGGGCCGCAUCUACAUCCUGGGCGGCUACAGCUGGGAGAACACGGCCUUCUCCAAGACGGUGCAGGUCUACGACCGCGAGAAGGACAAGUGGAGCAAGGGCACCGACCUGCCCAAGGCCAUCGCCGGCGUGUCCGCCUGCGUGUGCGCCCUGAAGCCACGGCUGGAGGACAAGAAGAAGAAGGGCAAGGGCAAGAGGCCGCAGGACCGCGGCCAGUGACGCCGCCGCCGCCGCCUACGGCGCGUCUGGAGACCAGCAGCCACUUGGUAGAAUCCCGGAACCAUUAUCAACGACUUAGCAGCUUUUUUUACUUUUAUGAUUCCUGGUAUUUCUAUGAUAUCACAGUAACCGAUUAAAUAUUCUGUAUGACUUGA